AUGUUAUCUGUAGAGCUUGUGUGCCAGAGUGGGUGUAAAAUGACAUGGGAGUCACAAUCUGUGGUAAAAAGGAAACCUCUAGGAAAUUUAUUACUGGCAGCAUCCAUUCUUUUUACAGGUAAUAACUUUGCUGCCAUAAGUCGUCUGGCAUCAUGUUUUAACCUGCAAUUUUUCGGUGAAAGUGUCUUUUAUGACACCCAGCGUAAAUACCUGUUCCCUGUGGUGAAUGAGGCAUGGGAAGCAGAGAGUCAACGGCAGGUAGACAGACUGACUUCCAAGGAAGUUGUAAAUCUCGAUGGUGAUGGCAGGUGUGACAGCCCUGGCCACAGUGCCAAAUAUGGCACCUACACUUUAAUGGAUGAGGACUCUGGAGAUGUGGUUGCAUUCAAUGUUGUCCAGGUCUCAGAAGUUAGCUCAUCAAAUGCCAUGGAGAAAGAGGGCUUUUCUCGCUGCCUUCAAGACUUGGAGGAAAAGGGGAUCAUGAUUAACAGGAUUGCUACAGACCGCCAUGUUUCCAUCAGCAGCAGCAUGAAGAAGGACUUUCCACACAUCAACCACCAGUAUGAUGUUUGGCAUCCCUCCAAGUGAGUGGUCAAAAAACUUACAAACAAAGCCAAACAAAAGGGUUGUGAGGAACUGGCCCCAUGGAUACAAUCCAUUUCCAAUCAACUUUGGUGGUGCGCGGCAACCUGCGAUGGGAAUGUGCAGCUUCUGCGUGAAAAGUGGAAGUCUGUUUUAGAUCAUGUAGGAAACAAGCACAAGUGGUCAGGCAACACACUCUUCCAUCAGUGUUGCCACCGACGUAUCUCUUCCUCUGAAGCUAAGCAAAUUUGUUGGCUUAAGCCAGGCUCACAAGCUCACAUAGCUUUAGAGGAAGUGGUACUGAAUAAAAAGCUUCUUAAAGAUCUGGCUAAACUAACUGACUUCUGUCACACUGGUAAAAUUGAGGUGUACGAUUCAAUGAGGCUGAAGUAUGCCUCCAAACGUGAGCAUUAUUCUUACCAGGGCAUGGUAGCUAGGACCCAGCUAGCCGCUCUAGACAACAAUGCUAACACUGGCCUUAGUCAAGCUGUGAUAAAGUCAGGUGAACGGGCAGGUGAGGCACGAUACAAGCUUUGCUUCCCAAAAGCAAAUAAAAGAUGGGUUGUCAAACCAAUUAAUGAGAAGAAGUCAUAUCAGUUCUUGUCAGACCUACUUUCAGAGGUGCUCAGUCGUGUUGAGCAGGGG
This is a messenger RNA of Porites lobata, 1227 nucleotides long. The record is from the annotation of a GenBank genome assembly. NCBI's taxonomy places the organism in Eukaryota, Metazoa, Cnidaria, Anthozoa, Scleractinia, Poritidae.